Molecule: messenger RNA, 3436 nt
Organism: Chara braunii
Lineage: Eukaryota; Viridiplantae; Streptophyta; Charophyceae; Charales; Characeae
Source: the annotation of a GenBank genome assembly
GCGAUAUUCUUCCUGCUCCCCUCUCCCCUUUCCAACUGUCUCCGACUUCCUUCUCCACCAAUCGCAUCCUUUCCCUUGCUCCCACCAGCCAUGGCGCUCCAACAAACUCCUACAUGCACCUGCAAUUCUCGCCGGACACCUCCAAUUGCGAGAAGGAGAAGAAGAAGAAGGAGGAGGAGGAGGAGGAGGAGGAAGGAGGAGGAGGAAGAAGGAGGACGAAGGAGGCGGAGGAAGGAGGAGAAAGAAGAAGGAUGAAGGAGGAGGAGGAAGAAGGGGUGGAUGGCGAGAUGGGAUGGAGGGAUGGAUGGCAAGAUGUGAUGGAAGGAGGAGGGAGGAGGAGGAGGAAGAAGAUGGAGGAAGGAGGAGGAGGAAGGAGGAGGAAGAAGAAGAGGAAGAAGAAGGAAGGAGGAGGAGGAAGGAGGACGAAGAAGAAGGAUGAAGGAGGAGGAGGAAGAAGGGAUGGAUGGCGAGAUGUAAUGGAAGGAGGAAGGAGGGAGGAGGAGGAGGAGGAAGAAGAUGGAGGAAGGAGGAGGAGGAAGGAGGAGGAAGAAGAAGAGGAAGAAGAAGAAAGGAGGAGGAGGAAGAGGACGAAGAAGAAGGAUGGAGGAGGAGGAGGAAGAAGGGAUGGAUGGCGAGAUGGGAUGGUGGGAUGGAUGGCGAGAUGGGAUGAUGUGACGGAAGGAGGAGGAGGAAGGAGGAGGAGGAAGGAGGAGGAGGAAGAAGGGGAGGAAGAACAAGGAGGAAGGAGGAGGAGGAAGAAGGGGGAAGGAGGAGGAAGAAGGAGGAGGAAGGAGGAGGAGGAAGCAGGAGGAGGAGGAAGGAGGAGGAAGAAGAAGAAGGAAGGAGGAGGAGGAGGAGGAAGGAGGAGGAAGAAGAAGAAGGAAGGAGGAGGGAGGAGGAGGAAGGAGGAGGGAGGAGGAGGAGGACGAAGGGGUGGAUGGCAAGAUGGGAUGGUGGGAUGGGUGGCGAGAUGGGAUGGUGGGAUGGAUGGCGAGAUGCGAUGGAAGAGAAAGGAGGAAGGAGGAGGAAGGAGGAGGAAGAAGGAGGAGGAGGAAGAAGGAGGAAGGAGGAGGAAGAAGGAGGAAGAAGGACGAAGGAGGAGGAAGGAGGAGGAAGAAGAAGGACGAAGGAGGAGGAGGAAGAAGGGAUGGAUGGCGAGAUGGGAUGGAUGGAUGGCAAGAUCUGAGGAGCGAUUGGAAGGAGAGCAAUUGCAGCAGUGGCUAAAUUUGGUCAUAGCACCUAUGGAGCUUGUUGCAUAUGUCAAGGGCGAAGACUCUGCAAUCGAUUGUGUUCCUGAAGACCGAGGUCGAAAUACCCUAUGAAAAGUCAUUGGAUGUCAUCUGUAGUGGGGUGUUGUAUACAAAUUUAACCAGAAAAGGAUCAUUUUUCUUGUCAGAUAUCAAAGCCAGCUGCAGGUGGAGGCGGGCCUUAAGAACGUGAGGAGUAUUCCAGAAGCCCAAACGUUGCUGGUGGCAUGUAUGCGGAUUUGCUAAUGGCUCACGACCCUCGGUCUGACAGCAGGGCGGCGGUUUCUAAGGGAGACAGAGAAGAGGAGACAUGCAGGAUAGGGGGUGCUUGUGUUUGUUCAUCGAGGAGGAGCUCUGAUAGAAGGGAGCGAGGAAGCGAAGGAUUGGGAGGUUCAGCCCUUUCGCUCGAUGCUGGAUGUGGAUUCCUGGCGAAUCCAGGAUGUAUAUAUCACGUAGGUGUACAUAUGAUGUCAUGUCAUAGAUUGAUUCAUACCUUUAUGUAAAUGAUUAUAGCAUUAAUAGGAGAGCAUUUGGAAUGCCAACCGAACUCGACACUCGAUCAGAGAGAUGCCAUCAGGUGUCUCGAGGACAGGACAGGGAAGAAAAGUUCCACGGAAGCACCCAACCUGGUGUUUCCACCUACAGGUUGGGCACUCUGCAUGCUUUCUAGCAAGUUCAUAGUAAAGUUUCCAGACGCUCUUCUCUUGGAGUUUGUAGGCACCGUGUACUAUGCAGGUUGCCAGGUACUAUGUACUGUGAAGGUGCAUUGUGCAGAUACUAUGUACUGUGAAGGUGCAUUGUGCAGAUACUAUGUACUGUGAAGGUAUAUGUGCUAUGUAGGUACUGUGUACUGUGAAGGGGCAUGUACUAUGCAGGUACUAUGUACUGUGAAGGUACAUGUACUAUGCAGGUACUAUGUACUGUGAAGGUACAUGUACUAYGUAGGCACUAUGUAGUAUGCAGGUGCUGUGUACUGUGAAGGUACAUGUACUGUCUAGAUUUGUCACUUUGAUAAGUUUGAUUUGACUGCUUGUCGGAGAUGAAAUGGUGAGGGCAUUCUUGCUGAUCAAGGGUUUGGGUUGUGCACAUGGCCACUGUGUCCAGGAGUUAACGAGAGGGAGGGGCAUUCCAGCUGCACAUAGGGGUGGAGGGAUUGCAGAAGAAGAGUAAUGGGGAACCGUUUACCUUUGUAAGGGGCAGGGAGGAAUGUACAAGGGGAGAGAGGAGAAGAGAAUGUUCACAUUUGAUGGUGGUCUGGGAAUGUACAAGGCGGCGACAGGAGAAUAGAGCGUUCACAUUUGACGGUCUGGAAAUUUCUUCUUUAUACGUAAGGGAUGGCGGGGGGAGAAUGCUGUUGUAGUUUUUUUGUAAUGGCAUUUUACAGCUGGAUGUGGUUUUGAAUGGUGAAGAUUGAUCAAAGGGAGUCUCAAGCCUAUGCUCACCAUGCUGCUGCUUGUUGAUUUGAAUCUUAGGAGGUCGACUUGGAGUGUUCAUCCUGGGGGAGGGGCAUUAUAUGGGUGUAGGCAUUGUUGUACUGCAUGGGUGUCUUUUCAGUUCUCCCUUGCUUUUCUUAAAUGUUGGUUGAGUUCCGUGAGAUACAACAACUUUGCAGCCAUGGCUUCGCAAACUUGCUUGUCGGGACAAGCCCGCAGUUGAUGCCCUCUUGCAGAAUUAGUGGUACACGUGUGCGUGCAUCCUUGUGCCUAAGGUGCAGCAGUCCUUGUCUGGAUUCAUGCAUGUGUUGAACCUCCUGUCACGAGAAUUCGUGACUGGAUCGGCAGCGUGCUUGAUGCCUGGUCAUGGUGUUUAAGCAUAAUUUCACUGGAAUUCGUCACCAAAUUACCUGCCCUUAAGCAUGUGUAAUGUAUGUUAAUGGUAGGUACGAGUUAAAACUAAUAGUUACACUUUGUGUGUUGGGGUGUCUGGUUUUGGGGGGAAUCUCUUCCCCAUCGCCUUGGCAGAUGGCUCCGUUUUUACAUGCUCGACUGUCGGCCGUGCGUCUCUGUUGUUUUCUGUUGUUGUGAUGGAGCCUUCCAUCUUCCGUCUGCCAGCUGAAUGAUGGAGGUGGUCAUCCCUGCUCCUACACUGGGCAAUGAGAAUUGAGGGACUGGAGCACGACCAGAGAAGAGAAUGAGGAGAGGAAGCAGAUUGGGAAGUUGGAAAAAAGAAAAUGAAAAGCUGUGAAAAAU